Ichthyophthirius multifiliis is the source of this 1209-nucleotide messenger RNA. Its product is annotated as sda1 domain protein 1. Gene Ontology annotation, cellular component: nucleolus. Gene Ontology annotation, biological process: ribosomal large subunit export from nucleus; ribosomal large subunit biogenesis. The transcript has 2 exons. The record is from RefSeq and is a predicted model, not a curated record. NCBI's taxonomy places the organism in Eukaryota, Ciliophora, Oligohymenophorea, Hymenostomatida. The annotation marks the transcript as partial.
AUGGCUAUGAUGCAUUUAAUUUCAAGAAUGAUUGGAAGACAUUAACUAAUCAUACUUUCUUUUUAUUCUUUUGUUUAAAAAUAUUUAUAACCUCAUCAGAAAGAAAUUACAAAAAUUCUAGCUUAUUUAGCUGAAUCUGUUCAUAAAUUAGUUCCUCCUGAAGAACUUUAAAGUGUAGUAAAGCAUAUAAUAGAGAAUUUUGUGAAUGAUAGAUGUUCUGAAUAGGCGAUGACAUGGGGUUUAAAUACUAUAAGAGAAAUGUGUUUAAAGAAUUAUCAUAUAAUAGAUGAUUUUAGUUUGAAUUAUUUAGCUGGAUAUUACAAUUAUAAAAAUAAAUAUGUGAGUAAAUCUGCUAAAUCAAUUAUUAAUUUAUUUAGAUAAAUAAAUCCGAAAUUACUUGAUAAGAAAUUUAGAGGAAGAAUGAAAUAAGAUAGUAGAUUAAAUGAUGAUAAUGACGAAUUGCUUGGAUAUGGAUAAGAAUAUGUACAUGAUAAAAUAGAAGGGGCUGAUUUAAUUGAUGAUGGAGGUGAUGUGCCUAUUUAUAUGGAUAGAGUUAUGACCGAUGAAGAUUUUAGGAAAAUUAAAUUUUUACAAAUGAAAUAAGCUUAAGAAGAAGAUUUUAAAUAAUAAGAAAUUAUUGAAAAAAUGAAACUUAAUGGAUACUAUAACGAUGAAGAUUCUUGGGAAGAAGAUGAAAACGAUGAAGAACAAGAGGAUUACAAAUAAAAUAAAAAAGAUAAAAAAUAAUAAAAAAAGAAUAAUGAUUAUAAUUCAGAAGACUAUAAUGAAGUUUCUGAAAUUUCAGAUGAUUAUCAAGAAGAUGAAGAAGGAGACGAAAUCGAAGAUGAAGAAGAUGAACUUGAAGAAGGAGAUGAGGAUGAAGAUGAGUUUGAGGAUGAACUUGAAGAAGGAAAUGCAGAUGAAGCAGAAGUAGAAGAAUAUAAAAAGUAAGUAUAAUAAAUAUAAAUUGAAGGAAAAAUAUAAAAAAAUGAAUAAAAUAAAUAAAAAAGUGAAGAUGUAAGUAAGAAAUAAAAAUCUAAAACAUUGAAAUUGAAUAAUAAGAAAAGAAAAGAGGACCUUGCUAAAUUUGAAGGAUAUAGUUCUUUUGAUUCAGAAGAAUAUGAAGAAGAAUUCGAAAAUAAUAGAAAUAUUCAUGGAUUUAUAAAUUAAGAUUAUAUUAAUAUAUUUAAAAAGAAAAAAUCAGAGGCU